Molecule: messenger RNA, 669 nt
Organism: Phodopus roborovskii (desert hamster)
Lineage: Eukaryota; Metazoa; Chordata; Mammalia; Rodentia; Cricetidae
Product: paired immunoglobulin-like type 2 receptor beta-2
Exons: 4
Coding region: 23-562 (179 amino acids)
Molecular function (GO): MHC class I protein binding
Source: RefSeq, a predicted model, not a curated record
CAACAGAUUACAUGUCUAUUGGAUGAAGCAACCAGCGCACCUCCCUGGUAUCCAGGGCAGCUCCAUCAAGAUCCCCUUCUCCUUCUCCUUCCCCUGGGAGUUGACAGAUGAACCACAGAUGAGGAUUCUCUGGAGAUGGAAGCACUUCCAUGGGGAAUUUAUCUACAACUCCUCCUCGGGUUUCAUACAUGAGCAUUUCAAAGACCGGUUCAUCCUGAACUGGACACAGCCUCAGACAUCCGGAGUCCUCAGAAUCCUGGACUUGAAGGAGAAGGACCAGACAGUGUACUUCUGCCGAAUUUAUCUGAACACAACAGAAGGCAUGAAGAUCUGGCAGUCGAUUGGCGGGACUCACCUUACCAUCACCCAUGUUGUCAGAACCACCAUACAAACUCCCUCCAUCAUCACCUCUGCUGGCCUGGAGGACACAGAGAGCCAGAGAAAUCCUUCACUUGUGAACCUGGGAGCCAUGGUCAGGGUGGUGGUUACCACAGUUGCACUUAUAACCUCUGCCUAUGCAUUGAUGAUCUUCCUGUGCUGGGAGCAAAGGCCAGCACCCUAAAGCCAAAGCCCAGCCAGGUGGGCGCCCGUCAUCCCAGCGAGCAGGUACAAGAAGAGAAGCCACACUUUGGACAUGUGGACUCUGAUAUCCUCUCCUCAGAACCAAGG